AAUAACAACUUUAUCAACUAGCCGCGGUGAGGACUGAGGAUGGCGUCGCUGUGCGCGCGUAAUAUGCAUCAUGCAUCGGCCCACUUCCAAAUCGUCUGACGUGGCAACCCGGGCGACGUGAAUUUCCAAAACUGUCCCCACGAUUUUCUAUGUAAAGCUAAACUAUAAUCUGAAAUGAAUAGAGAAAUAGUAUAGUAGGAACUACUAAAAGGAGGGAAAUGGCGGGAUCUGUAGCUUUGAGACCAAGCCAGCACGCAGAGAAGUUAGCGACCGCCAUUAGAGAGGGUUGGGAGGUCGAGUUCUCUCGCUUCUUCAGCUACCCUAUCCUCUCUUCCACCUCUCCCCAUCUUCUUCCUCUCCCUCCCUACCUCCGUAAUCGUCGUCCGCUCGGCACCUGGAUCACUUCCAUGUCCCCUGCUUGGCUCCAACUCAUCAAUGUCCGCUCCCACCCAAGCGUCAUCCUCACUGUCUUACUCGGAGGCGAAAUGCAGGAGGAACACUACGUUUCGAGGUUGAACUUCGCCUGGCCUCAAGCGUCGUGCUUCUCUGGAUUUCCUGCCAGGGGUACCAGGGCCGUGAUUGUUAGCUACAGAGAUUCCGUAGGAGAAGUACAGAAGUUCGCUCUGCGAUUUUCUACAAUUUGUGAAACUGAAGCAUUCCUCAGUUCUAUAAAGGAUAUAUUGAAUGGUGCUAGUGACGUUGUUCCUCUUAAUAAUGAGUUUGGAUCAACAAUUUCAUCACAAUCUCACUUCAUGUCUUCAAACACACCCUUACCUCGAGCCGCCGAGGACGUGAGAGUGAUGACUCCUGUUCUGGCUUAUUCUCCUGAAUUGCCUACAAUCGCAAAGAUCGAAGCCGCACAACACUCGCAUUUCCAAGAAAGGACACCGACGGCUCACAAUUUCGGUACCAACUUUGCAGCGUUUCCUCCCAGCUUCACCCAAUUGCUGACCAGCUAUACUCCCAAUAUUGGACAUGUGAUGCUAGCUACAGCAAAUUCAACUUCAUUCGAGGAAAAUGAAGUCAAGUCGCUACUCGUGAAAUAUCUGGAAGAUUCUUCUUUCAAUGAUAUGUUGACUAAAGUGGAUAGAGUUAUCAACGAAUUGGGAGGCGAUUUGUCGUUGUAAUUGUUUGUUGCUCUGCUCAUUAAAUCUCUACUCUAUUAAGUUUUUGUAGUUCUCUCGGCUUAUGCAGUUAAAGAGUUUGGCCUUUAAAAUUUCCCAAUCUCACUGUAAAGUAGUCAAGUUGAUGUUAUUAAGAAAUCAAAUAGCACAUAGCUCUUGCUUAA
Messenger RNA from Humulus lupulus (European hop), 1288 nucleotides. RefSeq names its product protein POOR HOMOLOGOUS SYNAPSIS 1. The record is from RefSeq and is a predicted model, not a curated record. The coding region runs from base 219 to 1127 and encodes 302 amino acids. The transcript has 8 exons. Lineage: Eukaryota; Viridiplantae; Streptophyta; Magnoliopsida; Rosales; Cannabaceae.